GCUCCCAUAGUGGAGAAGGAAGGAGACAAAGCAGAGGGCGGCGCGGCCGAGAGUGCGCCGCAGGCCAAGGCAAAGGGCAAAGGUCCACCAGGGCCCGGCGGAAAGGGGAAGAAAGGGCCUCCACCUCCAGGCGCUGCCGCUGCUGCGGCAGAGGAGGCGCCAAAGGACGAAGCCAAAGAGGCCGCGGGCGAAGGCACC
This is a messenger RNA of Symbiodinium natans, 198 nucleotides long. Lineage: Eukaryota; Dinophyceae; Suessiales; Symbiodiniaceae. The record is from the annotation of a GenBank genome assembly.